AUGGCAGCUCCGGUUCGAGACUUGCGGCAAGCUCUGCUGAAAGGUUCUCUUGGUCCUUUGAAUCCAUUUCCGUGGACAAUGCAAACAGGAAAUUGCUUGGGAUGGGUGAUUUAUGGAUAUUAUACGCGAGAUCCGUACGUUGUAGCAGGCAAUCUCCCUGGUCUCAUUCUGUCGAUUUGGCUCAAUAUGGGGGCUGCCAAGCUGCAGUAUUUGGACAUUCACGAAAGUCAAAAAGCACAUCAACACCAACGGCCUAGUCAGGAACAUUGGGAUGCUAGUUCUCGAACAGAAUCACAAGAAGGCCUAGAUGAAGUUCCUGGUUUAUUUCAGUCAGAAGAGGAAUUGGUAGUGGCACCGCAAGAGCGAGCACUCCUCCGGAUACUUGCUGGAUGGGCUGUCGUUGCAACCUACGUUGGAUGGUUUUCCAAAGAUGACGCGGCCGCUGUUGUUGGUGUGGUUGUGAACGCCAAUCUCAUUUUCUUUUAUGGUGCACCUCUUCAGACUUUGCAACAAGUGAUAACGGAGCGAAAUUCGGAAUCUAUUCAUUUGCGGACAAUGUUCAUGAACUGGACAAAUACUUCUUUUUGGAUUGCGUACGGUCUUUCCCGAAGAGAUCCCGUUAUAAUCCUUCCCAAUGUUAUUGGUCUUUCUUUGGGUUUGAUCCAGGGAGUUCUUUGUUUGGUCUAUCCACGGCAAACACACGAUUUAGUUGCCGAUCUUGAGCCUCUAACUUCAGUGGCCUCGAUUGUGGCAUCCGGAGAAGUGGCACCGUCAAGCCCAAUAGUAUGA
Phaeodactylum tricornutum CCAP 1055/1 is the source of this 789-nucleotide messenger RNA. RefSeq lists its product with no specific name. Lineage: Eukaryota; Bacillariophyta; Bacillariophyceae; Surirellales; Neidiaceae. Gene Ontology annotation, biological process: carbohydrate transport. Bases 1 to 789 code for a protein of 262 amino acids. Gene Ontology annotation, cellular component: membrane. Gene Ontology annotation, molecular function: sugar transmembrane transporter activity. The transcript has a single exon. The record is from RefSeq and is a predicted model, not a curated record.